Messenger RNA from Cuscuta epithymum, 662 nucleotides. NCBI's taxonomy places the organism in Eukaryota, Viridiplantae, Streptophyta, Magnoliopsida, Solanales, Convolvulaceae. The record is from the annotation of a GenBank genome assembly.
CAACUAUAAAACCCGGCAAUUAGCAUGUGAUUAAGCGAUUAAUUAGUUAUUAAGCAGCCAAGACAUAUAAUUAAGUAAAUUAAAGAAAAAGAGCUACUAAUCAUAAAAGGAAGAUUUAUAUGAUGCAGCAGAUCUUCGUCAAAACCUUAAAUGGGAAGACUUUAACUCUUCAAAUACAGGGCAGAAGCGACACCAUUGACAAUGUGAAGGCCAAGAUCUUACACUAUGAAGGAAUUCCACCUGAGCAGCAACGAUUGAUCUUUGCUGGAAAGCAACUUGAAGACGGAAGAACCUUGGCCGACUACAACAUCGAAAAAGAAGCCACACUUCAUCUUGUGCUGAGACUUAGGGGCGGCGGCAGAGGCAUGAGGAGUUUCAUAGUCAAAGUGAAUCCAUCACUAAUGAGAUUGGCUUACAAAUACAUUCAGGACAAGUUGAUUUGCUGCAAGUGUUACGCUCGUCUGCACCCUAGAGCCACGAACUGCCGGAAGAAGAAAUGUGGUCAUAGCAGCCAGUUAAGGCCUAAGAAGUAAUGGCAUGUCCGAGUACACCAAAAGCUUGGUUUAGGAUUGGGAGUAUAAAUAAAUUAGUUGAUUUAUAAUACACUUUACUGUCCUGCUUCUCUUUGUCCCUGCCCUGGUUGUAUUGUCUCGUUCAAUUCC